Molecule: messenger RNA, 888 nt
Organism: Juglans microcarpa x Juglans regia
Lineage: Eukaryota; Viridiplantae; Streptophyta; Magnoliopsida; Fagales; Juglandaceae
Product: QWRF motif-containing protein 7
Exons: 5
Coding region: 1-888 (295 amino acids)
Biological process (GO): spindle assembly; centrosome cycle
Cellular component (GO): centrosome; nuclear microtubule; cytoplasm
Molecular function (GO): microtubule binding
Source: RefSeq, a predicted model, not a curated record
AUGGAAUACACCCAUACUCGCCGGCGCCUCUCCACCACAUUGCCACCAUCGACUCCCCUUCUACGAAGCCGAAGCACAACCCCAGCCACCGCCACACUUCCCGUCAACAACAACAACUACAACCAUUUUUGCUCGCCAAAUUCCUGCCACAGAUUCACGUGCUACUGGCGCAGCAAAGGGGGCAAAAUCAGUGACGAAUUCUCCGUCUGCGUGGGCUUUGUCGCCGGGGAGGUCUCUGGGGUGUCGGGUGGGCCGGAGUCGCCCGGGCAGAAUUUAGGUUGUCCAGCAAGGCCGGAGUCGCCAGGGUUUGGUGGAAAGAUCAGGGUUAAAGGUGGCGGUGUUGGUGGGGUUUUGAAGUACUUCAAGCAGAGGAAAGUGUCACCACCACUGGAGGAAGAGUUUCAUCGGUUUCGGGUUCUGCAUAAUAGAUUGCUGCAGUGGAGGUUUGUGAAUGCUAGAGGGGAGGCUGCCAUGGCUGGUGUAAAGAGAAUUGCAGAGGCUAAACUAUUUUCUAUAUGGGUUAGAAUCUUCAAAAUGAGAAAAACCAUAGUAGAAAAGAAAAUUCAAAUGCAAAGGCUCAAACUUGAGAUCAAAUCAUAUCAAAUCAUCAGCCCACAGAUGUUCCUUCUAAAUGAAUGGUCAAGGUUGGAGAGAAGGAAUCAAGAAUCAGUCAGCAGAUUGGCAAGAAAGUUAUUGGGACUAUCGGUCAGGCUUCCUUUAGUCCAAGGUGCUAAGAUUGAGACAACACUUUAUCUCCUUACAGAGCUCAGAAGCAUGUUAGAACAAGAAGAUGAGUAUUUGGAGGAACUGGAGAUUGCUGUUCCCUUGCUCCGUGCAUUAUUGGCAAAGGAGGAAAGUAUACAGAUACAUCUAAUCCAAGCUGCUUAA